Molecule: messenger RNA, 2382 nt
Organism: Orycteropus afer afer
Lineage: Eukaryota; Metazoa; Chordata; Mammalia; Tubulidentata; Orycteropodidae
Gene: CORO1C
Product: coronin 1C
Biological process (GO): neural crest cell migration; actin filament organization
Molecular function (GO): actin filament binding
Source: RefSeq, a predicted model, not a curated record
UGGGCUGAGGAAGACAGAUGCUUAGUUUCCUGCCAAGGGUCUGUUGCCUCAGCCCAGCCACAUGCCCCAGGAGUUGGAGAGUGGCCACUUUUGCACAUUCCUUGGAAAGACACCAUGAGGCGAGUGGUACGACAGAGCAAGUUCCGGCAUGUAUUUGGGCAAGCGGUGAAAAAUGACCAGUGUUACGACGACAUCCGGGUUUCUCGUGUGACCUGGGACAGUUCCUUCUGUGCUGUCAAUCCCAGAUUUGUUGCCAUAAUCAUAGAAGCGAGUGGGGGAGGAGCAUUCCUUGUGCUUCCUUUGCACAAGACUGGUCGAAUUGACAAAUCCUACCCUACGGUAUGUGGCCACACAGGACCUGUGCUCGACAUAGACUGGUGCCCGCAUAAUGACCAAGUCAUUGCCAGUGGCUCGGAGGAUUGCACAGUCAUGGUAUGGCAGAUCCCGGAAAAUGGACUCACCCUUUCCCUGACGGAACCUGUGGUGAUCCUAGAAGGCCACUCGAAGAGGGUGGGCAUCGUGGCCUGGCACCCGACCGCUCGCAAUGUGCUUCUCAGCGCAGGCUGUGAUAAUGCCAUCAUCAUCUGGAAUGUGGGGACCGGGGAAGCCCUCAUCAACUUGGAUGAUAUGCACUCGGACAUGAUAUACAACGUCAGCUGGAACCGCAACGGCAGUCUGAUCUGCACGGCUUCCAAAGACAAGAAAGUGAGAGUCAUUGAUCCCAGGAAACAGGAGCUCGUUGCAGAGAAGGAGAAGGCACACGAAGGAGCAAGGCCCAUGAGAGCCAUCUUCCUGGCUGACGGCAAUGUCUUCACCACUGGUUUCAGCCGCAUGAGUGAGCGGCAGCUGGCUCUCUGGAAUCCGAAAAAUAUGCAAGAACCAAUUGCUCUUCACGAAAUGGACACUAGCAACGGGGUGUUGCUGCCGUUCUAUGAUCCUGACACUAGUAUCAUUUACUUAUGUGGGAAGGGCGACAGCAGUAUCCGCUACUUUGAGAUCACGGAUGAAUCCCCAUAUGUCCACUACCUCAACACAUUCAGCAGCAAAGAGCCUCAGAGAGGGAUGGGCUACAUGCCCAAGAGGGGACUGGAUGUGAACAAAUGUGAGAUCGCCAGAUUCUUCAAACUGCACGAGAGAAAGUGUGAGCCCAUUAUCAUGACUGUUCCCAGGAAGUCUGACCUUUUCCAAGACGAUCUGUAUCCCGACACAGCGGGGCCGGAAGCUGCGCUGGAAGCGGAAGAGUGGUUCGAGGGGAAGAAUGCAGACCCCGUCCUCAUCUCCUUGAAGCACGGGUACAUCCCAGGCAAAAACAGGGAUCUCAAAGUGGUCAGGAAGAACGUCCUGGACAGCAAGCCCACGGCAAACAGGAAGUGCGACCUGAUACACGCGCCCCAGAAAACCGCAGACACGGCCAGUGUGCAAAAUGAAGCCAAGCUGGAUGAGAUUUUAAAAGAGAUCAAGUCUAUAAAAGACACGAUCUGCAAUCAAGAUGAGCGCAUUUCCAAGUUAGAGCAGCAGAUGGCGAAGAUUGCGGCCUGAAGGGCCUACCACCCUCCCAACACGGGAGCAAGGCCUUGCGCUUGGCAGCUGGUUGUUGGUGUGGUCCUUGAGAGGGACGGGGCGGCACUGGCAGUGGAGACACGCAGCUCACAUCUGUCGACCAGCGAUAAGCCACAUUCCAGUGAGAGCCCAACCCGUCUCCCCAAUUUGCAGAAACAAAACGUGAUUGAGAAGCUGAGCUUUUUUCCAAAAGCUUUUUUGAUGUUUUAAGUGUUACGUGACUCGUUGAACUUUUAAAAGACAAAAGUGCUACUUUGAAAAAAAUCCCAGAUACCCUGAAUUUUAGAAAACAAACCAAGUCUGAUUCAGUGUCAUGCCCGAGUACCUUUUUUUACGAACAGGGACCAAUGCCACACUGCUUUUUGUAUUUCUUUCUUCCUUUCUUUCUUUUUUUUUAAUGUUGCCAAAACCAAAAGUAGCUUUUCCCCCCCUUUGUAUUUUGCUACUUUGCAGUAUUUGUGUGUGGUUUUCUUUUUUCCUUAAUUUGAAAGGGACAGCACUGUGUAUGUUUAUAAAGGAGAUGAAGAUAAGAUGCUAUUUUGUAUAGACGUUCUUGGGGAACAGUCAGAGCAGUGGCCAAGCCGUGCUGGCUCCGUGGCAGCACAAACGCGGUCACCCUCCUGCCGGUGCAGAAGGAAGACUUGAGAAUUCACAGGGCCUCGUGACGCCACCCUGCAGGUCACUGAGUCUUCUGAGCAAAAAGCUCACAUCCUCUCUGUUCCUUUCUAGGCUUUUUCUUUUCUGGAAAUUGGGUGGUUGUACCGGAGUGGAAUUCUGCUUCUUGGUGAUCCUGUACUUCAGAUGAUUAUAAUCUAGCCCAAA